AUGGAAGUUCACACACGACUUUUCACCCUCUUUUUGAUCUGGUUGGUUGUAGAUAUUAGAGGGAUGAACACUGACUUCAUAGUGGAUCCAUAUGAGGAAGCUAAAUAUUGGGAAGAGAUAAAGGAUACUAAAAUCCUCAAAAACGUCAGUGUCAAUGAGAAAAAUGAGAUCAACUCUCCCCCAUCUGAAGGGAGUUAUUUGAAAAUUGUUUGCAUUUCUGACACGCAUGACCAACUUCAAGAAAUGCUAGAUAUCAUACCCGAUGGGGAUGUUCUAAUCCAUAGCGGAGAUUUCACUUGCAAUGGAGAAACGAGCAAAAUUGAAGAAUUUAAUGAAGCGCUUGGAAAAUUGCCCCAUAAGCACAAAUUAAUUGUAGCCGGCAACCAUGAGCUUGGGUUCGAUGAUAGCGAGGAUUUAAGUAAACGUGAGGAACGAUCGAGAGGACUAGGAACACCCAAAGGUUACAAGCAGAUAACAAAUGGAAUUUAUUUACAUGAUAACGAAUAUGUGAUUGACGGAGUUAAGUUUUACGGAUCGUCGUGGCAUCCUCUGGCUGGUUUUCCUUUCUCUUCACUCCGUGAACACUUAGAACCCAAAUGGGAGUCCAUUCCAACUGAUACGGAAAUAUUAAUAACACACACCCCUCCACUAGGUUAUCUCGAUUUAUUCCAUGGCAAGGAACGUUGGGGUUGCCGUUUCUUGUUGAGAGAAGUUGAAGAGCGGAUCAAGCCUCGAUUCCAUGUUUUCGGUCAUGUGCAUGCGUGUUAUGGAGUUAUGACGAAUAAUGUGACUACAUUUGUGAAUGCAGCCCAAUGUGAUGUAUAUAAUAAGCUGAAGAAUAAGCCGAUAGUAUUCUAUAUAAAAAAGAACUGA
Molecule: messenger RNA, 873 nt
Organism: Auanema sp. JU1783
Lineage: Eukaryota; Metazoa; Nematoda; Chromadorea; Rhabditida; Rhabditidae
Source: the annotation of a GenBank genome assembly